GGGCUGCUCGCCGCCCUCGGAUCCUUCCGCCUGCGCCUCGCCCGUGCCGCAGCGUCGUGUCCCCGGAGCCUGGACUGCGCCCUGCAGCGCCGAGAGUUCUGCCCGCCGGGCUCGGGUGCCUGCGGGCCCUGCCUGCCCCCCUUCCAGGAGGAUGGCCGCGGCCGCUGUGUCCAGAAGCAGCUCUCACCCAGUGGACGGACCUCUGUUCCCAGCUUGGAGGCAGAAAUCGAUCUUCUCGCGGAUGUGCUGGCCAGGCAGGAGGCUCCUCGCCAGCACCCGGCACAGGAUGGCAGACCCAGCACCACCCUGGUGCCCGACGGUGGCAGACGGCGUGUGGCCAGUGGGCUGAGAGGGGGGCACCUGCAGCAGGGUCCCGCUGGCACUCUGGCAGCCACCGCCCUCCCCAGCCCUGCCACAGCCCAGAAGUACCCGGUGGAGGCGUCCCCCAUCCCUGCAAGUGACAGCGUGGUGCUCGGGCUGAUCGUGGUGUGCACAGUGGCCGGGAUCUCCGCGCUGAUCGUGGCGGCCGUCUGCUGGUGCAGGCUGCAGAAGGAGGUCAGGCUGGCACAGAAAGCAGACUACUCAGCCCAGCGAGUAGCCAGCCCCCUGCCCUAUGACAAGAUCUCGCCCGGGGACAAGACGCUGGCUCAGAGUGCCCAAAUGUACCACUACCAGCACCAAAAGCAGCAGAUGCUCUCCCUGGAAAAGCAUAAAGAGGAACCCAAGCUGCCAGACUCAGCAUCAUCUGAUGAGGAGAAUGAGGAUGGAGACUUCACCGUGUAUGAGUGCCCCGGGCUGGCUCCGACCGGAGAAAUGGAAGUGAGAAACCCGCUAUUUGACGACUCCUCCUUACACCCCUCCAACCCCAAGUCGCACCAGUAAGCGCUCCAUCUCCUGUGCCCGAGCUCGCUGCAGACUGUGCCGUGCCCGUGGCCGUGCCCGAGGGGUGGCCGUGCCGGAGGGACACCCCCAGCUGGGCCGAGGGACGCUGACCCAGACUGUUCGACGCCUGCCCAAUAAACACCCACUAACAGCUAUGGGGGGGGGACCGCCCCC
Molecule: messenger RNA, 1056 nt
Organism: Ficedula albicollis (Collared flycatcher)
Lineage: Eukaryota; Metazoa; Chordata; Aves; Passeriformes; Muscicapidae
Gene: NPDC1
Product: neural proliferation, differentiation and control, 1
Exons: 9
Cellular component (GO): membrane
Source: RefSeq, a predicted model, not a curated record